CCCAUGUGAUGUGACGCAGGCAGAUCACCGGAAGACGACCUGGUGGUCCGGUUGUUUGUCUUCUUUCUUUACAACCAACCCCACUACGGGGCGCAUUGUUUGCAGAGCUUUUCCCAAGUUCUGAUGAGUUCGACACUUUUGCAGUCUUUCUAUAAGUAGAAUCCCUCGCUGUCAAUUAUUGGUAACUGCUAGAUGGAAUAGGUUCCCUGCAUGCUUCAGGACGAGACAUUUGGUGUUAUCUUUUAGCAUUUCUGGGAGGAAUUCAGUAAUUUUGAAGGAAAUUGACGAGGUUUUGGAGGAAUGAGGAGAGUUUUGGUAUCUUGGUUGUGCGUUACGGCUGUAGUAGCCGCGGUGUGCUGCGUGGCCGUCACGGCUGAGGAAGAAAGGUCCGUCGGAGACCAUGUGGCGUUGCACAGAUAUUCCCCUAGGUCCGUGCGGAUGCUGUCCGAGCAAAAUGGGAUCACGAGUGGUGCCCGCAUGCCUCAUGAGGAGCGCGUCGAUGAUAAGUCAUUGCAGUCGAAUUUUAAUCCGUUCAACCGGUUUCAAACGUUCGGAGUGCGGAGAGAAAGCCAUGGGCACAAGAAAUGUGGAAUGGCUUCCAAAUUAGGCUCGUGGUGGUCGAAAGUGUUUCGGUAUGGGCGUGAUCACCAUAACGAUCACUAUCGUCAUCACCAUCUUCACCAUGAGCACGAUCAUGAGAACCAGUUUGAGAGUGAUACGGAGCAUCAUCACCACAAGCUACAUUCUUCAUUUGGAUGGGAUUUGCUCGGCAAGACUGGCCGAUGGUUUUCUAGCAUUUCAUCUUCCUCUUCUGACGAACCUAACUUGAUUACUUGGAGGGAGCCUGCAGAUAGAAGAAAAGCCCCUAUUAUUGAAUCUGUGACUGAACCUUUGGACGUGCACGCACUGCAAAAGAUUUCAAAACCGAGUCUGUUAUGUUCUUUACGGGAGAAGCUUUCUUAUGUUUUUGCAGCUGUUUCAGAAGAGAUCGUUACAACCACGAAUGGCCCUGAUAACUCCAACGUUCAAUCAGAUGUGAUCAAGAGAAACCUGAAGAAGUUCAUGGGGGACUCUAUGCAACUCAGAAUCAUAAGAAGUGUAUGUGACACCAGUUCAAUGUCUUCAUGUGAACAGGAAUUUUGUGAUGUUUUUCUCAGUCAUCCUAGGAGUGGAAUUCUCAUGGCCUUCCGAGUUUUAGGCCUUGAUCCAGUGAGAGCUGCUAUCAAUCCGGAAGGUGUUGCUUCACAUUUGGUACCUUCCAGGUUUCAGAGCAGAUUACUCAUGACUAAAAGUGAGUUGCUAAUGAUCACAAAUCUGGAAAAGGCUUGCAGUUUAGCGCGCGUUAUUUAUCAAGCUGUUCUUAAGGCAGAGCCGAAUGAAGAGACCACGCCAGUUUCAUCACUUAAGCUCAGGAACAUAUUCUCCAAAGCCUUUGGUGGAGAGCUGAACCCAUGUAAAGCCUGCUUGCGACAGGAGAUUUUCAGGUUAAAAAAAUUGACGAAGGAAGCCAUGAUUGAAGUCUGUGAAAGCCCAGCUGACUCUAAUUUGGGAGAAGCAUGCAAUUUUGCAGAAGAGAAUAAGUUUAUAUUCAAGACACUGUUUGCAUACAAGUUCAGGCUUUGGGAGAAGGCUGCUGCUGUUUGUAGAGAUCGUAAGGAAUGUGACCCUCUGGCAACCCCCUCCGUCGACAACUCUGAACAAGCGACAAAUGACGAAAGAGUGCCUAAGUUGCAUCUUACCCGUGUUAAUGCUAGUAUUUUCCGAAAUCCAAGAGGGGUGGAAGUCAAUCCUACGAAGGCCAGUUUCAUCCAUUGGAGGAGGCAUAACUGUAGGCAACGAACUCUCCACAGAGUUACGAUGCUUCGGGGACAUAGCUUGGAUGCUACUGCAUCUCAGUUGUUAAGUAGUGGCGAUGAUCUAUCGCUACAACCUGGAAAUGGUGCACUUAUAGUAGUGGAUUUCGUGAAACGUCCUCAGUUUGAGCUUAAUCAAGGAUUGAAUGUGGUUCCUCUGCCAGAGGAUCCAUCCACCCCUAAGAAGUGGAACUUCUUUCAUGGUACCAUGAGCAUGGAGGGUUUUGAAAUGCAAACAUUUGAACCCAGGUUAGAAGGCAUGGCGGAGCUAGAGUCUCUUCGUGAGUUUUUGAAGAGGCCCCUUCCAGACACCAGACCCGCGUAUGUGGAUACGGCGGUGGAGGAUACGAUUGACAAGCCUCACAUUAUUCCAGAUGUGUUGCCUACUGCCACUCUUGAUACUGAUAGCAUACUUGAAUUGCCCGCCAGCAAUGACGCUAACACGGAGCAUCAAGGUGUGUGAAAGUUUUCUUGAAAAGUGCCUGAAAUGCACAGCUGACUCAUGGCUGCUGUGGAAUGCAACGGGAAGGUUUAUGAGGGUGCAUCGCUCGAUGUUCAAGCCUAGGUUGUGAAAAGCUAUCCAUCUGGAAGGACUUCGCCUUAAACCCUAAUGUAUUUCUGAAGUCUGUAUGUUCUUUCUGAAGGCAGUUAGAAAUAUGCCGUCAUGAAGGAGAUGGAACUUUUGCAGGUGUGCGAGCAGCCCAAGAUCACGUGAAGUAAUCUUAAUCCUUUUGCUGUAUAUAUUUAAAGAAUCAGCCCUCUCUGAAGACUAGAGACUAUAUUAAUGCGUAUAGAUUGUGCAGAUCGAGAUGUUUAAAGUAAUUACUGGGUUGUAUUCCUGAACAUUCUAGUGGCUGGUGUGAUUCUUAAGAUGCAUGUAUACCUAUCUCCUCAACUGUAAUAAAUCCCAUACUUUUCUAAUGUCCA
Physcomitrium patens is the source of this 2780-nucleotide messenger RNA. RefSeq lists its product as uncharacterized. The record is from RefSeq and is a predicted model, not a curated record. Lineage: Eukaryota; Viridiplantae; Streptophyta; Bryopsida; Funariales; Funariaceae.